AUGAGAAUACACACAGAUGUGAAACCUCAUAAUUGUAAUAUAUGUGGUAAACUGUUUAGUCAGCAUGGUAAUUUACAAAGGCACAUGAGAACACAUACAGGUGAUAAACCGUAUAACUGUGAAUUAUGUAGUAAACGGUUUAGUCAUCAUGGUGUAAUACAGAGACAUAUGAGAAUACAUACAGGUGGCAAACCUUAUGACUGUGAUGUAUGUGGUAAAGGGUUUAGUCAGCAUAGUGAUUUACAAAGACACAUAAAAACACAUACAGGUGACAAACCUUAUGACUGUGAUGUAUGUGGUAAAAGGUUUAGUCUGCUUGGAAAUUAA
Messenger RNA from Mytilus trossulus (common blue mussel), 327 nucleotides. RefSeq names its product early growth response protein 1-like. The transcript has a single exon. The coding region runs from base 1 to 327 and encodes 108 amino acids. The record is from RefSeq and is a predicted model, not a curated record. NCBI's taxonomy places the organism in Eukaryota, Metazoa, Mollusca, Bivalvia, Mytilida, Mytilidae. Gene Ontology annotation, biological process: regulation of transcription by RNA polymerase II. Gene Ontology annotation, cellular component: PcG protein complex; chromatin; transcription regulator complex. Gene Ontology annotation, molecular function: RNA polymerase II cis-regulatory region sequence-specific DNA binding; DNA-binding transcription factor activity, RNA polymerase II-specific.